Messenger RNA from Haemonchus placei, 429 nucleotides. The record is from the annotation of a GenBank genome assembly. Lineage: Eukaryota; Metazoa; Nematoda; Chromadorea; Rhabditida; Trichostrongylidae.
AUGCGACACCCCAAAGAGGCGAUUAUGGCAGUUGUGGGUAUUGCGCAAUCGGGACGCACGUUCCCGCCAAACGCACAUGCAAAGCGACGCGGCCGUCACGUGCUCUGCAAAAGCCCUGCAAUCCCAGCGGCGGCCGAGAGCGGCGACGGCGGCGCCGCUGCCUCGUCAUCGGCCGCCGCGCGCGCGGCGAUCGAUGCCGCCGCGACGGGCUGGCCGAGUGAGCGUUCGACGAGCUCAUUUCGUUGGCAGGCAUCCAUGGUGCAUGUGGUUUUCAUUGGCCGCCGCCCAACGACGUCGACGACGGGACGACCUCGCCAGUCGCUUCCGCCACUGACGCUGCUGCUGGCCGCCGCUACGUGGCCUGCUGCUGUCGGCGACGGCCCAGCUCUCGGGAAUUAUCCAUCAACUCUUGGCUAUCCUUCAUCUUGA